GUACUCAUACCCGGGUUUCUGGCACCUUUUUAUUUUUGAGGCUCUGUUCCUCGUCUUCUAGAUCUCUUCUUCAGCCCUGAACAUCGCCGUGUACUCGCGGCUAAGAGGGAGGGGCUAAAAAUGUCUACGUCUGGUGCUAGUCUAACUACGGGUCAACCAGACCGUCAAGCUAGUCCGCAAUUCUUCGACGAUAUCUACGAGAGCGAAGUAGAUGACCACGACCGUCGACACCCUCACUCGAAAUCCCCAUCCGAUCUCUUCUCCGACGUCUAUCGAGGUCUCAAAAAGGCUAUUCCUAGCCGAGAAGAUUCUUCAAGAUUUGCGAGGAGGCCCUCGAGACUGGCCUCUCUCAGAACGCGCAACGCGAGUCCUGUGGCGUCGGAAUCUAGCGGGACACCCGUUCAAACGCGACCGCCACCUUUGCAACAUGUUAGGAAUCUGAGUCUGCAAAAUAGCCUCGAGAAACCGCUUCCAGCGCCGCCGCCAUCUUCACCGUCCCCCUCGAGUCCCGCACCUCCUGCGAUCUCGUUUAGUGCUCCGCAAGAUAACUUGACUACUAUAGCUGAGAGUAAUAUUGCCGAAGACGCAAACGUAGAUAGUGGAGCGAACGCUAUGGAUUCCAACGGUUCGAUGUUCCCAAACCAGAUGUAUAAUGGUGGCAUGGAUAUGAGCAGCAGCCAGAGCAGUAUAGCCAGUUUGAGAUCUGAUGGUGGGGAUGGCCAGAGGGAUAACCUGACACCCCGAAGUAAUGGACCUCACUCAGCUGGCCCCUCUCCGCCGGUGGCCUCUACGGGUAGAAACCCUUCUGUUAGUGCCGCUGUCGGUACUCCCGCGACUUCAGGGUCUUCCGCUCACCUGUCUGGGCUGAUGUGUAAUGUUCACCGAACUACUGGCCAAGAGCCUCACCCUCUAGUCGGGGCAACGACUACGAUACUUGGGGAUAAGCUAUAUGUUUUUGGCGGGCGGAUUCUGUCGCGAAGUCGGCCAGCUCCCCUUACCUCGGAUCUUUAUGAGUUGGAUCUUAUUCGGAGACACUGGACCAAGAUUGAGACCACUGGAGAUAUCCCUCCACCUCGUUAUUUCCAUUCCAUGUGUGCUCUGGGCGAUACUAAGAUGGUUUGUUACGGGGGUAUGUCACCUACAACCAAUCAACCUGCGUCGGCAGCCCCCGAUCAGCAACCUGAAGUAACCGUCAUGUCUGAUAUAUACAUCUACGACGUUAUAACAAAUAAGUGGACUUAUGUUCCCUCCCAGGACGCCCCGCAAGGCCGUUACGCUCACUGCGCGUGUAUUCUACCCUCUUCCGCGACAUUUUCGUCGCACAGGGCCCCUCUAUCUGCUUUGCAACAUAAUCCCUCGAACGGGAACCCGAACGAAGGUAGAAUUGGCAUUAACAUCGACGGUGCUGGAGGCGCCGAGAUGGUUGUAGUUGGCGGCCAGGAUGGAGCGAACCAUUACAUUGAACAGAUUAGUGUGUUCAAUCUCCGAAGUCUAAAGUGGACUUCGACCCAAUCGCUAGGGAAGUCCUGUGGUGCCUAUCGCAGUGUGGUCGCCCCCUUACCUCCUAACGUUACCGCCAAGAUAGGCAAGACUUCACGUCAAGAUAGUGCGAUCAGCCAUGAAGUUAAGGAACCAGGUUCAUCAAUGCUCAUCUACUCGAACUACAACUUUCUAGAUGUAAAACUAGAACUUCAAAUUCGAGGCCCGGAUGGGUCACUCGCUGAAAAACCGAUGUCGGGAACUUAUUCCCCGCCUGGGUUACGAUUUCCAAACGGCGGAGUUAUUGAUACGUACUUUGUUGUCAGCGGCACCUAUCUCACAAGUUCCAAGCAAGAAUACGCCUUGUGGGCUUUAGAUCUUAGAAAUCUUACCUGGGUACGUAUUGAUACGGGCGGUAGUGUCUUCAGCCAGGGUAGUUGGAACAGAGGUGUUCUCUGGAAUAGGCGGAAUAUUUUUGUAAUCCUGGGCAAUCGUAAGAGGAGCUUGGUCGACGAUUAUAAUCACCGUCGUAUCAAUUUCUCUAAUGUUUGUAUGGUGGAGCUGGAAGCUUUUGGCUUUUACGACAACCCCCGUAAGAUAUCGCCUCUGUCGGGAUUUAUAUCCGCCAGCAGUCCUUUUACAGCCCCUGAUCUCAGUACGGCUAGGAAAGCUGGCUGGACCGGCGGUGGGAGAUCACAUAUGCGGGCGGCUGAGGAGUUGGGUGAAAAAGCUUUAAUGCUCCGGGAGUUGGCAGACAUGGAUAUCCUUUGUUUCCAUGGCGAGCGAAUACCUAUUAAUUCCCGCAUCGUUGCGCGCAGAUGGGGUCCGUACUUUGUGCAAUUGUUGCGCGAAGGUGCUGCUACACAGGACGGUAGCGAUUCAGCAACCCUAAGAACAGGCAUGUCGGGGCAAGCGGGCGCGCGUAAUUCUGUCAUAACAAUUACUCAGUCAACUAGGAGCACCGGCGGCGACAGCAAUCUAUCGAUGGCUACUACGCUAAACAAUUCCUCUGCUGGAUCUUUCAGACCAAAUGCGACUGGUGGCGGUGGUGGCUCAACAGAUCUUGGGCACGUUAAUUCAGCGCCAACUCCCGCGUCAUUACCGCCUGGUUCUCGACCGAGAUGCCUUUACCUUCCACAUACUUGCCCAACUGUCCAAGCUCUCCUGCACUUCCUUUAUACGUCGGCACUACCUCCCCCAUCAUCACCCCUUUGCACGCCUCAAAUUCUCUGCUCGUUACUGCAGAUUGCCCGGCCUUACAAGGUAGACGGGCUAUUGGAGGCUGUAGUCGAACGUCUUCAUGCCCGUCUUGAUUCACGUAAUGCCGCCGCCGUGUUCAAUGCUACUGCUAUGGCAGCUGGCGGAGGCCGCGGAAUCGAUGGUAGCAUGAAUCCCAACUUCUAUAUGGGUCUCGAGUCGUCUCUAGGGGGCGGUGCCGUUAGCCCUUACCAUGGCCGGUCAAUGUCUGUAUCACAGUCGAGCACCGACGAAGCAGCGGGGGGGCUCGAAGGUCUCCGGAUCAAUACCAGUGUAUCUGGGUCCAGGCCGGAUCCCGAUGAACUGAGCGCAACAACAAGCGUGUCGGGUAGCGAGUGGAGUGAGCUUGGCGACAGUGAGCAUGGUGCUGUUAGAGAAGUCUGGAGCGGGGAAUUAAGCAGCGUGAUUGGGUUGCAGAAACGGGGGUUGAGAGGGUUGAUGGAGGGACGACGAAUGAGAGCAACUGUCGACCGCGAACGAGACGGAGGGCGAACGGAGAGACUCGGCUCGAGGGUGGGCUUAGGGAUUGCAGGAUCUUAGGAGGGAUCAGCUGGACCACACUGGAUCAUAGAAGGAAUAUCACUCAUAAGCAUAGUUCGGGCAUGAGACACGGUAUCAUUGGUUGGAUAGGAGUUAGGUUUGGCAGGGCGCAUUGUGUGUAUAUGUGUGUGUGUGUG
Molecule: messenger RNA, 3413 nt
Organism: Daldinia vernicosa
Lineage: Eukaryota; Fungi; Ascomycota; Sordariomycetes; Xylariales; Hypoxylaceae
Exons: 1
Coding region: 121-3276 (1051 amino acids)
Biological process (GO): cell redox homeostasis
Cellular component (GO): cytosol; mitochondrion
Molecular function (GO): protein binding
Source: RefSeq, a predicted model, not a curated record